CAAAAAAGAAACAAAACAGAAACUACAGAAAUUUGGGGGAAAAAUCGAGAAUUUAAUUGUACCCAGAAUCCACGUAUCUGUACAACACGCAGAAGUAGUUGUACCUUUUCCAAUCCCAAUCAAAUAUAUAAACCCUAAUUGACAGCAACGCAAAAUCAUUAGCCAGUAUACGAAUUGCUGAUACGGAAGAACCCCACUCCAAUUGAUUCUCUUACAGUCUCAUGCCCUCCGUCACCGGCACCGCCUCUUCCUCCGCCGCCGCCGCCGCCGCCUUCAGCCGCCAAAACCAACAUUCCGUCGCCACCCACUCCGUGAAACCCGAAUUCAGUCCCCUCACCAUGCACACACCCGGCACGCUCGACCCGUCAUCCGCCUCCUCCUCCGCCUCCGGCCCAAUCCUCAUCGACGGUUCCGAACACGACGCCGCCCUUUCAAAAUCGGAGUUUCUGACCCGACCCGAAGUCAUCAACCGCCGCGCCCGCAGAGUCAAGCAGCUCGCCCGAAUUUACCGGGACCACUACUGGACGCUGAUGGAGGAGCUUAAGUAUAAGUACAGGAAGUAUUAUUGGGAUUAUGGAAAAAGCCCCUUUGUGGAAGAUGAGGAGGGUGAGAGGAUCAAUCCGAACCGCGGGGAACCCGCUGCUGCGGCGGCCGCAGAGAAUGUUGGUAAUGGAAAUUUGGGGGCGAAUGGGGGCAGUUGUAGUAGUAUUGCUUUGAUUAGAUGUGGGGUCCAUGGUUGCAAGGCGAAGGCUAUGGCGUUAACGAGGUUUUGCCUUAUGCAUAUACUGUCUGAUUCCAAGCAAAAGCUUUACAAAGCUUGCAGUUUCUCCAUAAAGAGUUCAACUACAGGACCUAUACUGUGUGGAAAACCGAUACUGAGGUCAACCGUUCCUUCUUAUUGCCAUAGCCAUUUCCAAAAAGCCGAAAAGCAUAUGGCCCGUGCUCUCAAGAAGGCUGGUCUAAGCGCCACUUCGACAAAUAAGCACGCUCCUAAAUUCCAUGUCAUCGUUACAGAGUACGUUCGGCAGAUCCAGCAAAAGAGACGAGCUGCACAAAGGGCAAAUCUGGAAAACGCCGAAAAUAAGGAGGAAAACCGUUCUUGAUAACAUGCUCCUCUUUGCUCGUUGCAAAUAUGAAAUAUGCAGUAGGUUUAUAACAUUCUUUUAUUCCUUGAGCCAAAAAAAUCGGAGAAGCUGCAAUAUUUCCGAGCAAGAGAUGAACUUACUAGAGACUUAGAUAAGCUAAAAAAAAAAGUAGAUAUUCGUCGAAUAACUCAAUCUUGACAAUGAGGCUUUUAGCGUUUGGUAGAUGAAAAUAUUUGUACACAUUAGAGUUUGCCAUUUUGCUGCUUUGGUUUUAUCUCUGAAUUCUUUCGUUCGACUCUGUAGUUCGAUUGUCUGAGAAAAAUCUUGCCCAUGUUCAAUAUAGACAGCUUGAU
Erythranthe guttata (spotted monkey flower) is the source of this 1438-nucleotide messenger RNA. RefSeq lists its product as uncharacterized. Gene Ontology annotation, cellular component: NSL complex. The record is from RefSeq and is a predicted model, not a curated record. NCBI's taxonomy places the organism in Eukaryota, Viridiplantae, Streptophyta, Magnoliopsida, Lamiales, Phrymaceae.